UUUUUUGUUUUUUCAGGCUGAUUUGCUAAGGGAGAGGUUUGAAGCCAAAAAACACGUGGUUUGUCCUCAUUAUCCUUCUGUUUUCCAUUUUUUCAGUAAAUCAAUGAUUUUUGUGCUUAUUAACAAGUUAUGUUGCACAUUUGCUGGUUCUUGUGCCGAGGGUCUAGUGGAAACAACCUCUCUAGCUCCCAAGAUAGAGGCAAGGUCUGCGUACACUCUAUCCUCCUCAGACCCCACUUUGUGGGGGUAUGUUGUUGUUGUUGUAUGUUGCACAAUUGGCAGGUCGGCUAAAAGUAAUUACAUAGACAUUCGCUUGUCAAAUAUACAAAAAAUAUAUAGUAUUAUGAAUCAUAAAUGUAUAUUGUACUCUAAUAUACAAAAAUAUAUCCAUUUGCUGGUUAUUAUUUUGGUCGGCCAAAAAUGAUAACAUUCGAUAGCCAAAUAUAAAGAAAAGCAUACACUAUUAUGUAUCAAAAAUGUAUAUUUUAUGUAGAUUAUACACUAAUAUACAAAAAAUAUACAUUUGUGGCUAUUAUUUCGGUCAGCGGCUAUUUAUGUUAAUUUCUCCUAUUUUAACUGCAUUUAUAUGGAAAAAGUUGUGAACUUUGUGGUGAAAACAAAUGCUUUUAGCUCAUUGUUGGAAUUAAGGUCUAUUAAGUUUACCUAUCAAAAGGAAGAAAGAAGGUUAGAUUGUGUUUGGUGUGGAGGAAAUGUUUACCUUGAAAAAUCAUUUUUGAAUAAUUUUUAAGUGUUUGGUUGAGUAUAAAUUAAGUGCCAUUUGAUACUCAUACAAGGUAAACACCAGAGUAUGUGAGCAUAGUGUUUUGCUGAACUUUUUGACGAUUAAAGAUUAUGCAAAUAUCUUAGUGUAGUUUGAAACAGGUGAUAUGGAGAGUUGGGAUAUUUGUGAAGGGAAAUUUUCCGCAAAGUCAUUUUGUGCUUUUGGUGAAAAAUAUUUUCUUGUAAACAAACACUAGAAAUGAAAACACUUUCCUUCUAUCACACUUGUCCUUUAUUGUUAUAUAAAGUGACUUGUCCAUGUAUAUUAGCAUGUUAGUUCUCUUUUCGCUUAUGCUAAAAGUUACCCCUUUUUUGUAUAAGCAUAGUAGGAUUAAGGUCUAUAACUUAUUUUUACCUAUUGAAAGAAAAAAACGUCUAUAUCCUUCAUUUUUACCUAUUGAAAGAAAAAAACGUCUAAAUCCUUCUUGCUAUAUAAAAUGACUUGUCCUUGUGAAACUGGUCUAUGUCUAUGAUGAAAGAAAUUGUUUUCUGCUUUUAGUUUUAUUACUUACAAAUAUUUACCCAGAAACAUUAUAUGAAGAAAAUAUUGUCGAUGAUGGAAACAAAUGAACGCACCUACGUGUCUUAGUGUUAGUUGAUUUCAUGGCCAGAUGAAUAAGCAGGAGUGGUAUUCAUUAGUGUAACAGAGGAAUGCACUAUUCUAGUUAUUAAUUCUUUUACGUGGAGUGUUUUUUUUUUUUUUUUUAAAUUGGAGGACACUCGUAUCUGUAGUUUGAUGUUCUUUUGUCUCACUUUGUUGACAUCCGGGAAGAUGUUGAAACCAUUGAUAGAUUUGUAGCUGAUGGUGAAGCUAGCUAUAAUAAGUGGCGGCACCCUGAUUCCUACGUUGGUUCAUGCAUCAAGAGUGAAGGUUGUCGGUGCAAGAGUUCAAUUUGUUUAGCAGACUUGAUUUUUAUGGGGACUUCUAGUUACUGAGGGCCUUGUUUGCUAUAAACUCGGUAACCUAACCUGUCUUUGGCACUCUCCCAUUUAAUGAUAUUAUUCUCUAGCUGGUACACCAAUGAUGCCUGUCAAUAGAAUUCAAGGGGAAAAAGAAAAGAAUUGAUUGAAGAAGAUGAAGAGGUGCCGGUAUAUUGCCUUGCACUUACAGUUAUUGAGACACGGGAUUUUCCCUGAAUUUACUUUCCCCAUUUCAAGUUUGUGCUUUAUGUUAAUUGCCGAAAUUCUGUUACUAACGUAUCAUGAUAUAAUUUAGAAAAUUGAUUGAGUAUUCUGUUAAUUCCAAUGAUAUACUCAUGAGUUUUUUCGUAUUGACUGAUUAUAUACAAGAAGCCUUGGGCUUUUGUUUUCGAACUUCUAUGUUGCCUCUUCAUGCUUGAGUUGCUACCAUAUGUUUGUUAAUGGGCAAGUAUUAGGUACCACAUGCCAACUAUGUCUUCUUGUGGUACUGUAACAAUGGCUUCGCAUAUUGUUUCUCCAUGUCUAAUUCAUUAGCUCUUGAUGCAGAUUGAGAUAGUGUAUGACUAUGGCAAGGAAGAGGCUGAAUUAGAUGAUCCUGUGUCAUGGAUAUAAAUUAAAAGUAGAAUCAAGUUUGUGAAUCUUCAUAUUUGCUGCUCAAACAGUUACGAGCUUCUGUUAGAAAUGGAAAUAAUUUCACUUCACACUCACUGUCUGGUGAUGUUAAUGUCACUCAUCAUAAAGUGUCGUCAGUAUAAUGGAAAUAGGAUCAUUCUUUUAUCAUUAUCUCUAGUUGUUAGUCGAAUGUCUGCUUGCCAAUUCUCCCUUUUGAUUUUACAUGUUAUGUUUUUGGGUGCAGAUUCAGAUGGUGCAAGCAUGUGUGAGAACAUUCAAAUCAUGUUUUUGUUCCUUUCUGAGUGAUACUGCUUCACAGACUUCUCAAUGCAAGGUUUAUAUGAUUUUUAGUUUUACACUUCGAAAUGGGAAUUGGCACAAUGCCGUGGUUACUUGAAUUUUUCCGUUUAGUAGUUAUGAGCUGCAAACAACAAAACUUCAAAAAUAAACGUCAAAACAUAGAGAUUGAGUCAAUAUCAGUGAAGCGCGUGGAUUAUGUGGCUUUGCAACUUUGUUGUAUUUUGAUUUAUUAUUGGUUCAACUUUAUUGUUGGUUUGCACAUUUUUUUCAAUAAAAUCUGAUAUAUUUGUCUUGUAUAUAUGGAAGUGAUGGAAGAAUAAUUAUCCAUCUUGGUUCAGUGACGGCAAAAAACAUGGAACCAUACUCAGCAUCUGGAGGCAUUGAGGUUAUCAUAACUCCACUCCUCCUAGUCUGUUCGGUUUGGAAAAUAAAGAAGCAACACACAAAAGGAGAAGAAUGAAACUUUUUGUAGGGAAGAAGACUCAAUUUAAUGUAUCUGACCAACUAUUCCUGCUUGUCCUUUUUGUUUAAGUUCUUGCAUCCACAGACUGGAAACUUUUCACUUCUAUCAUUCAACCUACGUACUAUGGUAAGCAAUGAUGUCAAUUGUACCAGAAAAUCCUUAGUAUUUAACAAGUUUGAUAACUUGCCCGCUUGUGAGGACUUUUGGUUAUUUUAUUUUGUUGUGUGGUGUUUGUGUUUAAGGCAGGGGUAAUGCGGUUUAUGGCAAGUUGUUGAGAAAACGUAGCGUCUUGGUGUGACUGAUUGGUUCCAUCACUAUAUUCGAAAGAAAGCAGGCCAUCUUUGUGAAAUUUGAACUUACGGAAAAUACAGGAGAAUGUUUAAGUAUAGGUCAAAAUUACACAAAACCAAAAUUGGUUAGGAUUUAAUAUUUUAGUUAAUGUCUAAAUAGGAUUUAUAGUCAGAAUUAUAUAGGAAUAGGUUUUCCAGUUUUUAGUCUAAGUAUGUUUCGUACUAUUAUAAAUAGAAACCUCAUUCCUUUCCCUUAAUUAUUCACUCUAAAACAAUCAAACUAACGCCUCCUUCCUCUCUCUCUCUCUCUCACUUUUAACGUAAGCAUUCAAACCGCUUUUAAAAUCUCUCAAAGAUGGCAACUCCGAAAGUGCCAAUCCCAGGCAAAAGAAACAUCCUUAUUACCAGUGCAUUGCCUUAUGUAAACAAUGUUCCUCACCUUGGCAACAUUAUAGGAUGUGUGUUGAGUGCGGAUGUGUUUGCAAGGUAUUGUAGGAUUAGAGGGUACAAUGCCAUAUACAUUUGUGGUACUGAUGAGUAUGGCACGGCAACAGAGACUAAGGCCUUGGAGGAAAAUUCUACUCCAAAGCAAAUUUGUGACAAAUAUCAUGCAAUUCAUAAACAAGUUUAUGAAUGGUUUGAUAUAAGCUUUGAUGAAUUUGGACGCACAUCAACGCCACAACAGACACAAGUUUGCCAAGCAAUUUUCAAGAAGGUCUGGGAAAAUGAUUGGCUUUCCGAGACUACCAUGCAGCAGCUUUACUGCGACAAGUGCAAAAAAUUCUUAGCUGAUAGACUUGUCGAAGGUAACUGUCCAAAGCCAGGUUGCAACUAUGAUACUGCACGAGGAGAUCAAUGCGACAAGUGUGGGAAGCUAUUAAAUCCCACAGAACUAUUGGAGCCAAGAUGCAAGGUUUGUAGCAACACCCCGUGUGUCCGAGAUACAGACCAUUUGUUUCUUGAACUCCCUUUGUUGAAGGAUCAGUUAGAAGCAUACAUCGAUAACAUGUCAGUGUCUGGGGGAUGGAGUCAGAAUGCUAUCUUCAUGACACAUGCGUGGCUUAGGGAAGGACUUAAAUCAAGGUGUAUAACUAGAGAUUUGAAAUGGGGAGUUCCAGUACCACAUGAAAAAUACAAGGAAAAAGUUUUCUAUGUAUGGUUUGAUGCUCCUAUUGGAUAUGUAUCAAUCACCUCAUGCUACACAAGUGAGUGGGAGAAGUGGUGGAAGAAUCCAGAUAACGUGGAGUUAUAUCAGUUUAUGGGCAAGGAUAAUGUGCCUUUUCACACCGUAAUAUUCCCGUCUACGCUUCUUGGAACUGGUGAAAGCUGGACGCUUAUGAAAACUAUCAGCGUAACGGAAUACUUGAACUAUAACUAUGAAGGCGCCAAAUUCUCAAAGAGCAAGGGUAUAGGUGUUUUUGGUAAUGAUGUAAAAGAUACAAAUAUUCCUUUAGAAGUAUGGAGAUAUUACUUGCUGGCAAACAGGCCAGAGGUCUCAGAUACUUUGUUUACAUGGGCAGACCUACAAGCAAAGUUAAACAAUAAGUUGGUAUGGAAGUUAGGCAAUUUUGUCAAUAGAGUCCUGAGUUUCAUCGCAAAAGAUCCAGCCUCGGGUUAUGGUUCAAUUAUUCCAGACGCUGAAGGAGCAGAAUCACAUUCCGAGACAAAGGCAUUGGAGCAAUAUUUAGAAGCCAUGGAGAAGGUUAAAUUAAAGCAAGGCUUGAAAGUUGCUAUGUCUAUUUCUACGAAAGGAAACACUUAUCUGCAGGCGAACCAAUUUUGGAAGCUUUACAAGGAAGAUAGGCCUUCGUGUUCAAUAGAGAUGAGAACUGCUUGCGGUCUAGUGUAUAUUCUGGCAUGUCUCUUAGAGCCAUUUAUGCCGUCUUUUUCACGUGAGGUGCUUAAGCAGCUCAGCUUGCCUCCCGAAAGUACUCAACUUUCACUGUCUGAGGAAAGUGGUGUCAUUAAAAAUAGCAAAAGACCAUGGGAUAUUCUACCUGCAGGUCACAAAAUUGGAACACCAUCGCCAUUAUUCAAGGAGCUGAAAGAUGAAGAAAUUGAAUUCUACAGAGACAAGUUUGCAGGAAGUCAGGCAGAUGGGGCUCUCAAGGCAGAAACUGCGAUGGCCGAACAAUUGAACAAAACAAAAAUAUCAGAGGGUAAUAAGAAGAAGGAACCUAAAACUAGCAAGUAAAAUAUAUUCCACUUGAGGAGGUACGAUCGGAGUUGGUAGCCUGCUACAAAGAUAUGCCAUUCACCACAUCAGUUGGUAUUUGGAAGGUUGCAUCAAUAAGGUAGACUGAUUCUUUGUUCAUUUAUCAGGAGAAACAGAUGUAGCAAU
This is a messenger RNA of Lycium ferocissimum, 5707 nucleotides long. Its product is annotated as methionine--tRNA ligase, cytoplasmic-like. The record is from RefSeq and is a predicted model, not a curated record. NCBI's taxonomy places the organism in Eukaryota, Viridiplantae, Streptophyta, Magnoliopsida, Solanales, Solanaceae. Gene Ontology annotation, cellular component: cytosol; aminoacyl-tRNA synthetase multienzyme complex. Gene Ontology annotation, biological process: methionyl-tRNA aminoacylation. Gene Ontology annotation, molecular function: ATP binding; methionine-tRNA ligase activity.